UCCCCGAGUUCCCUCUCACAGGCGGCGACUGAGAGGGCCGCUGCUGCUGCUGCUCACGGUCCCUCCACUAGGAGGGGAGGACCGGAGCUUCUGGGCGACUCGCUCCGCCCGCCUCUUCUUUCCCCGCGUCCCGAAAGAGUUUGUUUUGGGAGGAGGCCGCCUCGUGACUCCCGCCCGGGACUGCGAGAGAAAUGGAGGGCUACUGGCUCUUCCUGGCGCUGCUGGUGUCGGCACUGCUGCUCGGCUUCCUCUCCGUCAUCUUCGUCCUGGUCUGGGUCCUCCACUACCGGGAAGGGCUGGCGUGGGAUGGAAGGGCGGCCGAGUUCAACUGGCACCCGGUCCUCAUGAUCACGGGCUUCGUGUUCGUGCAGGGCAUCGCCAUUGUUGUGUACCGGUUACCAUGGACCAGGAAAUGCAGCAAAUUUCUGAUGAAAUUAAUCCACGCUGGGUUAAAUACCAUUGCUCUGACACUUGCAAUUAUUUCACUGGUGGCUGUUUUUGAUUUCCAUAACACCGCGAAGAUCCCUAACAUGUACAGUCUGCACAGCUGGAUUGGGUUGAUUGCCGUCAUUCUGUAUUCUCUACAGCUUGUUCUAGGUUUUGUAGUCUUCCUGCUUCCUUUUGCUCCCAUUUAUCUUCGGGCAAAGAUUAUGCCGAUCCAUGUUUACUCUGGCCUUUUCCUCUUUGGAACCGUGAUUGCAACGGUACUAAUGGGAAUUACAGAAAAACUUAUUUUUGCCUUGAAAGCACCUGCCUACAAAGAUUCUCCAGAAGAAGCUGUCUUUGUCAACACUCUUGGCGUUCUCGUUGUGGUCUUCGGUGGUAUUGUUUUAUGGAUAGUAACUAGACCCCGCUGGAAGCGUCCGCUUGAAAUCCAACAAAAAAGUGGAGGAAAGCGUGAGGGUAAUGAAGAGGGGGCAACUAUGAAGGACUGCAAGGAUACAGAGAAAUCUAAUUUAGAGUUCAGUAGAGAGGCCAGAAAACAAAAUCUCAAUCUUGAUGACGCUGGACAGAGAUCGACUAUGUAAAGACAGUGGGUUGGAUCCAACCAGCUUUUCCAUUGGUGAAAAAAGGAGGAGAGGGAUCCCCUUUGACCACUAAAAAGGCUAUGCUGGGGCUCUGGGACCUACGUGGACAAAAGCCAUGCAGGGUGGGGGUUGUAGUAAGACCGGGCAUUAAGCAAGAUUGGCUGGAAAAGCUGGCUGGAUGCAGCCCACGGAACAGUAUAACAGUGCAGCUCGCAGUACCAAAGAUCGCUCUCGCCAUUCCAUAUAACUUUUAGAGUAAUUGAUAGGCAUUAGUAAGCACUGUGAUUCUGGAAGGACAUGUGUAUGUUAUAACUUUUCAUAUUGUAUCUUUUUUAAUUCCAGUAAAUGUGGGAUGGAAAAGGGACAUGUCAGAGUUCCAUUGAAAUAAACCCUGUUGUCUUAAACCACAUAUUAGCAGGCAUCUUUAAGGAAUGGCUGUACCUAUGUGACACUAGUCUUUCUGGGUCCCUCUCUUGUGAGAGAAUUUGUUUAAAAAUCACUAUGAUGAUUGAUUUGAAGGAGUUUUGUAACUGCCAGAUAGAUCUCUAAGAAAUACAGGGGUGAAAGAAGAAGAAGAAUUGGUUUUAUA
This is a messenger RNA of Gekko japonicus, 1617 nucleotides long. Its product is annotated as cytochrome b reductase 1. The transcript is spliced from 4 exons. Lineage: Eukaryota; Metazoa; Chordata; Lepidosauria; Squamata; Gekkonidae. Gene Ontology annotation, cellular component: lysosomal membrane. Gene Ontology annotation, molecular function: oxidoreductase activity. Bases 192 to 1028 code for a protein of 278 amino acids. The record is from RefSeq and is a predicted model, not a curated record.